AUGGCGGCGCGUCCUGCGGAGGUGGUGGUGGAAGAGAGGGAAACGGUGGUGAAUCUCCCGCCGGAAAUCACGGAGGAGGAGGGGCGGCAGCGCGUGACGCUGCGGUUUCUGGAAGGUUCCAGGAAGCCGGGGACGGGAGGAGGAGGAGGAGCGGGGGUCGCGGGUGAUGGAUUCUCGGGAAUGACGGUGAUGCUGCUGCAUGGUCGAUCGUUCGAAGCCAAGACAUGGAAAGACAUCGGCACGAUUGAGCAUCUGGCAGCAGCAGGGCACAGAGUCAUUGCCGUUGACUUGCCAGGUGGCAAGGGUCGCACCAAGGACACGCUCUCCACGCGAGCAGCGCAUGAGGGCUUUAUUGCUGUGCUCUGGCAGCACUUUGAGCUCACCAACCGAUCGGUCCUCGUGUCGCCGUCCCUCAGCGGCCGCUACAGCCUGCCAUUUGUAGCGCAGCAGAGCCAGCUGAAGACCGGGCGGCAGGCCACGGGUGGGCGGCAGUUGGGCGGCUAUGUGCCAGUGGCGCCAGUGAUGGUGGACUCAUACAGCGAUAAGAUAGCGGGUAGCCAGGUGCCAGCAUUGGUGGUGAAUGGGGAGAGGGAUCACCCUGACAGGGCUCAGCACCUUGCAAGCCUGUUUGUCAACCACAAACUGGUGAUUUUUAAAGGUGCGGGCCAUGCAUGUUAUAUGGAGCAACCUGAUUACUUCAAUAACCUCGUGGGGCAAUUCGUGCAACAAUUGACUGUCCCAACAGAAUUUCAGUAA
This is a messenger RNA of Closterium sp. Yama58-4, 756 nucleotides long. Lineage: Eukaryota; Viridiplantae; Streptophyta; Zygnematophyceae; Desmidiales; Closteriaceae. The record is from the annotation of a GenBank genome assembly.